AUGGUGGCGAAUCCCUUGAAAAAAUUUCAGGUUGGUGACAGCGGAGCACUAGCCCACGCAGGGGCCUGUCUGCCAGGAGCCACGGAGUUGCUCUGGUCACAUGCCACCACCGUGGCCCGGGGUUCUUGCUUGGAGCACGAGACCGCUCCCAGCGACGGGAGCCUGGGUUGGCGGCCUGGGUGGGGAUGGAAGGCGGGGCGGGACGGUGGACAGAGCCUGGCAGGUCCUGAAACUGUGACUCACAAAACUGCCCAUGACCGCACAGUGCCACUGCCUGGCGACGCAGAUGCGAGGAGGCGUUAUUCAUCGCAGGGGCCGUGGGCUGGUGAACGGAUCCGUGCGGCACAGCGGUGCGCCCCCUGCCGGUGUAGGAGGCCGGCCGUGCUGACGCUUCGAGGCUGGGCCUGGCGCCCGGUGAGAGGCCGGACAUUGCGUGAGCCGCAGAUCCUCGGAGAAGAAAGCAGAGCUCGGUUGGGGCCAUCAAGGAACUCAGGGUCACCUUCUGCUUCCUUUGUGUCAUCUUCGUGGUGUCCACCGUCUUCCACUGCCAUCAGCGCCUGGCUCUGGUGCCCACCCCCUGGGCCUCCUCGGCGCGCGUCCUGCUGGUCCCCAGUCCCCGGACACCUUCCGAGAGAGGGCGUGUUCACCGUCACCGCCAUCGGCCGCCUGGGGAACCAGAUGGGCCAGUACGCCACGCUGUACGCCCUGGCCAAGAUGAACGGCCGGCCCGCCUACAUCCCCGCGCGCAUGCACAGCACGCUGGCCCCACUCUUCCGCAUCAGCCUCCCCGUCCUGCACGGCGACAGGGGCCUCGCAGUUCCGUGGCAGAACUACCACCUGGACGACUGGAUGCAGGAGCGCUACCGCCACAUCCGCGGCCGCUACGUGCGCCUCACCGGCUACCCCUGCUCCUGGACCUUCUACCACCACCUGCGGCCCGAGAUCCUGCGCGAGUUCAGCCUGCACGAGCACGUGCGCCGCCAGGCCCAGGCCUUCCUGCAGGGGCUGCGCGUGGGGGGCGCCCGGCCUCGCACCUUCGUGGGGGUGCACGUGCGGCGCGGCGACUACGUCCGCGUCAUGCCCCGCGUGUGGAAGGGCGUGGUGGCCGACCGCGGGUACCUGGAGCAGGCCCUGGACUGGUUCCGGGCUCGCUACCCCGCCCCUGUCUUCGUGGUCACCAGCAACGGCAUGGCCUGGUGCCGGGAGAACAUCAACGCCUCCCGCGGGGACGUGGUGUUCGCGGGCGACGGCGUGGAGGGCUCGCCUGGCAGGGACUUCGCGCUGCUCACGCAGUGCAACCACACGGUCAUGACCAUCGGGACCUUCGGGAUCUGGGCUGCCUACCUCGCGGGUGGGGACACCGUCUACCUGGCUAACUACACCCUGCCCGACUCUCCCUUCCUCAGAGUCUUCAAGCCCGAGGCGGCCUUCCUGCCGGAGUGGGUGGGCAUCCCCGCAGCCUUUGGGUAGAGCAGCCUCUAGCCCUGGGCCAGGCUGUCGUUUGUCCUGGGCCACCACGGGCCAGCAUGUGUGGGGCACAGCAUGUGGACUCAGGAUCCCUCGGGGAGUUUGAAUUUGGGGAAGCCCCAGAAGUUCCAUGGUGCACACAGCUCUCUGGUGGACCAAGUCGAGUGGACACGGCGUCCUGUUUUAACAGCCUGCCUUUCUGAUGGGGGUGCUUGGCCACAGCAUUCAGCAUGUUAAAGGGGACUCCAGAACAGCUUCAGAAAGUGGCAAGAACAAUGGGAUAAGCGUUUGAAGUGAGGGGGAGGAUUCUGAGGAGGAUUAAUAGUACUUUUUUUGGU
Molecule: messenger RNA, 1805 nt
Organism: Heterocephalus glaber (naked mole-rat)
Lineage: Eukaryota; Metazoa; Chordata; Mammalia; Rodentia; Bathyergidae
Product: galactoside alpha-(1,2)-fucosyltransferase 2
Biological process (GO): carbohydrate metabolic process
Cellular component (GO): membrane
Molecular function (GO): galactoside 2-alpha-L-fucosyltransferase activity
Source: RefSeq, a predicted model, not a curated record